AAAGAACAACAAACAAAUUUUGACAAAGAGUAUGAACGAGGAGGCGUGGCUAUUUACAAUCCUCAUCUCAUCAUCAUCACACAAAUUUCUAAAACUUUCUAAAUAAAACUUAAUGAUUAUCCAUUAUUCAUUCCCACAACUAAUUAUGGAGCCAAUUUACCCACUAAUUACUCUCCUCUUAAUCCUUGUUAUUACCUUACUCUACUUCACGUACCACCAAAUUACAACCACCAAAAAACAACUUCAUCUUGGCUUCAAAACAUACCCUUUCUUAGGCACCCUCCCACAAUUCUUAGCUAACCGCCACCGCUUCCUCGAUUGGAGUACCGAGGUUCUCGCUUCCAUCCCAACCCACACCUCCAUCUUCUUCCGCCCUGGCAAAGUCCACGGUGUCAUCACCGCUUAUCCUCCCAACGUUGAACACAUCCUCAAAACUCGCUUUGACAACUACCCGAAAGGCGCUCGCUUCGCUUCUCUCUUGCAUGACUUUCUCGGCACCGGUAUCUUCAACGCCGACGACCAUCUUUGGCGUGUUCAACGUAAGACUGCCAGCUUUGAGUUUAACAAACGUUCCCUUAAGAACUUUGUCUUAGAUAGUGUAAGGUCCGAGAUUAUAACCCGGCUCAUCCCUAUUUUAAAAGAAGCAUCCGGUUCAAACCGGGUUCUUGAUUUGCAAGAUGUUCUCGAGCGGUUCGCUUUUGAUAAUGUUUGUAAGUUGGCGUUUGAUUAUGACCCGGGUUGCUUGGCGGGUAAUGGGUCGGGCGAGUCUGAAUUCAUGCGGGCUUUCGAGGAAGCCGCUACGCUUAGUGCGGAGCGUUUCAUGUACGCGCUCCCUUUUCUAUGGAGAAUCAAGAAGUUGUUUAACAUAGGGUCGGAGAAGAGGUUAAGGGAUUCAAUUGAGACCGUCAAUGGGUUUGCUGAUAGGAUCAUACGGACGAGGUUAGACGAAAUAUCACGAGAGCAAAGAAUUAAUAAUUUAAAUUAUCAAGAUUUGUUGUCACGUUUUAUUUCAUCCACAGAAGAAAUUAGUGAAGUACAACGUGAUUGUAAUUUCCUAAGGGAUGUUGUAAUAAGUUUUAUCCUAGCUGGGAGGGACACAACGUCAUCUGGAUUAAGUUGGUUUUUUUGGUUGUUAUCAAAUAAUUCAGAUGUUUUAACAAAGAUUCGGUCUGAAGUAGGCAACGUUCGGGCUAGAGCCGAUAAACAAGUCGGGGAUUCAUACAAUUUUGAUGAUUUAAGAGAAAUGAAUUACUUACAUGCGGCAUUAUCUGAGACCUUACGAUUAUAUCCUCCUGUGCCUGUAGAUACAAGAUCAUGUUCGGAGGAUGAUAUAUUUCCUGAUGGUACGAAGGUUAAGAAGAAUUGGUUUGUCACGUAUAACACAUAUGCUAUGGGGAGAAUGGAGAGCAUAUGGGGAAGAGAUUGUUUGGUGUUUCGACCAGAAAGAUGGAUCGAUGAAAACGGUUUGUAUAAACCGGAAAAUCCUUUUAGGUACCCGGUUUUUCAUGCCGGUCCGAGGAUUUGUUUAGGGAAAGAGAUGGCAUAUGUACAAAUGAAGUCGAUAGUAGCUUGUGUGGUGGAACAAUUUGACGUGGAUGUGUUAGGGAAAGAAAAAUGUCCCGAAUAUUUGUUGUCAUUGACCUUAAGGACGAAAAAUGGACUUCCUGUGAGGGUGAAGCCAAGAAAAUUGUAAUGGGCCGGGUAAAUGUGAUGAAUAUUUGUUUGUCUAUAUAAUGCUUCUCCGUGCUUAGUUAUUGUAAUAAUUAAUCUGUAGGAUGAUGUUUAUGGAUGGUCGCAAUUUGGAUUA
This is a messenger RNA of Spinacia oleracea (spinach), 1807 nucleotides long. RefSeq names its product cytochrome P450 CYP94D108-like. The record is from RefSeq and is a predicted model, not a curated record. Bases 113 to 1693 code for a protein of 526 amino acids. Gene Ontology annotation, molecular function: iron ion binding; oxidoreductase activity, acting on paired donors, with incorporation or reduction of molecular oxygen; heme binding. Lineage: Eukaryota; Viridiplantae; Streptophyta; Magnoliopsida; Caryophyllales; Amaranthaceae. The transcript has a single exon.